AAUGUCCUGGUAAUUCACAAUGUCAAUGUGAUGGUCAAUGUGGUUUGAGCUGCGUUAAAAAAGGUCUUCAAUGUAAACCUCCUCCCAAGGUUAGAAAUGCCAAGUUCACAACAACUGGAAAUAGUUUUAACGACGUUGCAACGUACACUUGCAAUCGGGGAUACUCUUUGAACGGGUCUCCCAAGAAACGAUGCACGGCUAAAGGGGAAUGGGAUGGCGUUGGGCCUACUUGCAUGCCAGCAUGUACACAGCCAGUACUGCCAUUUGGUGCUUAUGUUAUGUCCAUAAUAAAGUCAAUGUACAAGACAGGAGACCGCAUACAGAUUGGUUGUAAGACGGGUUUCAAACAAAGCGGAAAUCCCUACAGAAUAUGUAUGUCUGGACGUUGGACUGCGUUCCAAUUUCAAUGUAAAGGGAUUUCUUGUGGAGUGCCACCAAGUAUAAACAACGGUUUUAAGCAGUUUAAUUCUACCGGUUACAACGCUACAGUCCGCUACUGGUGUAAAAAUGGCUUCACUUUAAAUGAUGACAAAACAAAAAGGUGUACAGCCAAGAAAAGAUGGGAGAAACCUACUCCAAAGUGCCUUCCAGACUGCAAGAACCCUGUAAUUCUUAAUGCCUUCGUUGAUAAUCCUAAGUCCAAGUAUGCGUCCGGUGAUCGAGUAACGUUUAAAUGUAAAAAGGGUUAUCAAUCACAAGGUGUUCCAUCCGCGCUAUGCUUCAUGGGAAGAUGGAAAAGCAUUUCUUUUAUUUGUAUUAAAAAAAUCUAAUUUAAGGAA
Messenger RNA from Exaiptasia diaphana, 779 nucleotides. Its product is annotated as complement factor H-related protein 1. The record is from RefSeq and is a predicted model, not a curated record. NCBI's taxonomy places the organism in Eukaryota, Metazoa, Cnidaria, Anthozoa, Actiniaria, Aiptasiidae.